GUUGCUCACUAGCAACCGCACACUACAUCUUGGUAUUGUAAACUACUUUCACAAUGGCCGGAGAAAAAUCUGGCUGUUUUACCUGGUGUGUAAGGCUGAAAGAAGCCUGUAAUGAAAGGUGGGCGCGGUUUAUCAACAGACUCCGCCGCCGAUUCUACGCAAGAAGAGGCCAAAGAGUCGACCCAGCCAGUGUCUUAAAUGAGACUGGAACAAAAGAUAUGGUGCUAUCUAAAACACCACGCAGAUCCAACAUAGUGAUUCCUGACAUACUUGCUGGAAACAGUGUCACAGAUGAACCACUGAGUGUUGGAAAUGUGACUGACAAAGACUUUGACAGACAAGUUGGGGACUACGUAGCAAGGAUAAUACAGACAGCAGCCGACACAUUGAGGUCUGAGGAUCAGUUGCUUAGCAACACAAGAAUAAUCACUGUGAACGCAGACGACAACGUUUCCCUGACUUCAAGCGUUAUCAGCCAGAUCGCAGACAUUGCUGUGACUGACAGUUUGAGUAACAUCGUCAUGGAAGACGCCAACCAAUCGGCAAUCAAAUUAAACAAAUCGAGGACAGGUGUAGAAUUCAUGCAGAAACAUGGAACCGUUGCAGACGACAAGGAUGAUGCACCCUGGGUACCAUCUAGCAAGGCUUAAAGCAAAUGACACUGAAGAGAUGCAGCCUAUUUUACUUCUACGUUUUUUCUUUUUUUUUUCUUUUUUUUUCCUUCUUUCUUUGUUGUUCAAAAUGUUGUUUUAUGGAGAAGUUCUGAAUUUUGAAUAAAAUUCAUCGAUACUUCAAUGAAGUAUUUAUUUUUAUUAUAUAGUUUGAUAUCCAAGACCUCCCACUGUCAGCAAAAUAAAACCUGAGUUGCCCAUAAAAAUUAGCUCGCCUUUCUUUUCAUCUAAAGAAAACUA
Messenger RNA from Mercenaria mercenaria, 911 nucleotides. RefSeq lists its product as uncharacterized. The record is from RefSeq and is a predicted model, not a curated record. The transcript is spliced from 7 exons. Bases 54 to 650 code for a protein of 198 amino acids. Lineage: Eukaryota; Metazoa; Mollusca; Bivalvia; Venerida; Veneridae.